AUGCUUCAUCUAGAAAUCGAAGUAUAAUCUUUGCAGUUCUUUAUUGAAAAAUAAACAGAAUAAUGCAAAAUAAUCAUUCUUGAUAGUAAUUUACAAAUCUUAUGAAUAGCUAAUGAAUCUAAAAUUUUGAUGUCUAAAAUAUUAAGUCAAUGUAUGAGUGUUUAAGAUAUUAAUGAGAUAGUCGAAUUUGAUUUUUAUUAUACUGAAAACCGAUAUGUAAAUUAAAUAAAUCUUAUCUAGUUAAAAAUAAUGGUUUAAGAUUGCAAAGUAUGCUAUGGAGAAGCAAUCCUGAACUUAGGUUUUUAUAUUGAAAACAAUUUACCCUUGGUUAUUGAUAAAAUUCCUAUUCAUAAUAGAAAUGACUAAGAAGCUUAUAUUUAAGUAGGAUUGGCGUGGAACUAAUUAAAUUAAAAUGAAUAAAAAAGACUUGGAAACAAUAGAUUGUAAAAAUUAUUUAUCAAAUUUAGCAAACUGAAUUAAGAGAUAAAAAAAGGUGAAGAGUGGUUAAGAUAAAAGAGAGAAUGUUAACAUUCACCAAUAUAAGAAAGAGGAGAAAAUGUAAUACAUAAUAGAGAGGAGACUUUAAAGAAGUAUUAAGAAUAAGCAAUUAAUUUUGAAAAUAAUAUAAAAUAUUAAGAAAUCGAUAAAUUAAAUGAAGGUGAAGUAAAUUCAAAAAGAUAAUAAACAGUAAGAAUAUAGAAAGUUAGUAUGUUAUAAUAAAAAUCUAAAGAAGAAAAAUGUGAAUAUGAUUGUCCUACAGCAUCAAGAGAAAAUAAAUUUGUAGUUCCAGGAAAGAAUAGAACAAAAAAUAAUGUAUAAAAUCGUGAAGAAAUAGUAAGAGGAUCAACAAAACCUAAAGCAAAUCCUAAAAAAAUAGAUUAAUUUGAUAAUUUAAAUUCAAGACCAACAUAGAAUGAAUAAGCAUUGUUAAUGUCAUGUAGAUAAUUAGAAAAUGCAGAAUAGGAUGAAAAUACUUUAUAAAUUUAGAAUUAGAUAUUAAAAAAUUAGAAUAAAUUAAUGAAACAAUAAAAUGAAAAAUUAUAAGAAUAGAUUAAGAAAUCAGAAGCUGCAUUUACAUUAUUAUCAGAAACAUAUACGGCACUUUAAUCUGAUUACAAAAAAAUGCAGAUUCAUAGUUUUAAUAGUAAUUUUAGUAAUUCGUUUAUUCAUGAAUUAAAUAAUAUAUAAGAUAAGAAUAGUAAAGAAUUUUAAUAGAUUAAUAAAGAGUGUGAAAUUCUUAAAAAAGAAAUUGAGAUUUUAAUAAAGGAGAAAGGUAUUCUUAAGGAUGAGAAAGAUUAAUAAUAUAAGAAAUAAAAUCAAGAAAUAUUCAAAUUGAAUUAGGAAUUAAUGAAAAUUACAAAGAUUGUAAAUGAUUUAUAAGAUGAAAAGACAUAACUUUAGAAUUAUAUAGAAUCUUAGAAGAAUUUAUUAAAUAAUAAAUAUAAUUGUAUUUGUGUGUAACAGGAUGAAUUUGGGAGUAAUAGAGAUAAACUUUUGUAUAGUACAAGUAUUUGUGUAGAAACUAUUUAAUCAGUUCAUGAUGAGAAAAUAAAGGCAAAUAAUUCUAAAAGUUAAAUUGAAAAUAUAUUAAAAAAUGAAGGAAGACAGAAGUAAUAUAAAAUUAACAACAUAGAUUUAAUAAAUUAUCACUAGCAGAAUUACAAAAAUUGAUAUAUGAAUAAUCAAAUGAAUUAUAAAUGAGUUAAAAAGAAAAUCAAUAGUUGGGUAUAAAAUUAAAUAUUAAUAUAGUACUUAAUUCAAAGAAAGAUUAGAUAAGAUUGGAGAGUUUUUAAAAAGAAUUAGAAAUAACUAAAGUAAUAAUUAAAUUAAUUUAAUAGAGGAUAGUAAAAUUAAGUGAUUAAAGAUGUAGUUCCCUAGAACAUUAAAUUGUAUAAUUAGAGAAGGCUGUACUGAAUGGCAAAUAAAAUAUUGCUGAUAUGAUAAAUGCAGUAAUGGAAUGUGGAGGAUAAAAGUUAUAUGAUUAAGUUGAAAGAUGUUUGGCUAUUAGAAGAAGUUUAAAAUUAGAUUGAAUUUUAC
This is a messenger RNA of Paramecium sonneborni, 2037 nucleotides long. The record is from the annotation of a GenBank genome assembly. NCBI's taxonomy places the organism in Eukaryota, Ciliophora, Oligohymenophorea, Peniculida, Parameciidae.